Messenger RNA from Frankliniella occidentalis (western flower thrips), 8642 nucleotides. RefSeq names its product polyamine-transporting ATPase 13A3 (gene anne). Gene Ontology annotation, molecular function: ATPase-coupled monoatomic cation transmembrane transporter activity; polyamine transmembrane transporter activity; P-type ion transporter activity. Gene Ontology annotation, cellular component: membrane. The record is from RefSeq and is a predicted model, not a curated record. NCBI's taxonomy places the organism in Eukaryota, Metazoa, Arthropoda, Insecta, Thysanoptera, Thripidae. The transcript has 19 exons. Gene Ontology annotation, biological process: polyamine transmembrane transport; intracellular calcium ion homeostasis. The coding region runs from base 958 to 5808 and encodes 1616 amino acids.
UUGCGACGGCAGUCUGCGGCACGUGCACCUCGCCGCCGAUCGGAUCCCGACAGAUCCAUCAACGGAACACCAUACCGCCCGCGUAUCCCCGCGCCGCCGCCGCCGACCCCGCCGCCGCCGACCCCGCCGCCGCCGCCACGGUGUUGUUUGUCGCUCGCCCGAGGGCACCGCGGGGCCCAGCCCACCACCCGCGCCACCCGACCCGGGCCGUCCACCGUCCAUCCCAGUCGACCGCACGGGGACCUUCAGCAGCCCGGAGCGCACACACGGGGGCCCUGGCCGGCGGCGGCCUCAGUGCGGGUGACACAGCCCCGGCGUGUGCCCGUCGAGAGGAGCCACGCGGAGCAGAGCCGUCCGUCAAGAUUACGACUGUGGGAGCGUGGGAGCCGCCGCCGCCGUCCUCCCCGCGCCGCCACCUGCCGACAGCGACAUCAAGUGCGCCUUUGGAUAAUGGCCGAUGUGGCUGGAGGCCCACCAAACACCACCGCCACCGCCGCCGCCGCGGUGCCGACUCGUCGCCACACGUCUAAACUUGUGACUUCCGUCGUCGGCGGCGUGGCGAGUGCGCGGCCCGUGUAAGUGCGACAGUGCGGCGAACAGUGAGUGAGUGCGGGCUGGUACGCGUCGGCGCGAGAACUAUCCCGUCAGAGGCACCCUCGCCUAGACGAGCGAGAUAACGGGGUGUCCUCGAGGGACGGGGAGCCGGCGGCGGAGCUCGCGGAGCCUCCUCUGCAACCCGCGCCACCCAGUCUGAACGGGGACGUCUGCCUCCUGGGAUGGCAGGGCCGGAACGCUAAGCGCCCACCUGGCGUCGCCCCCUGAGGGGCACGGGUGCGGCGCACGCCCCUCCCCACGGAGGCCCUGCUCCUCUCCACCGGCCCGGGCCCGGGACCCCAUCGGAGACUCGCCACGGCAACCACCCGACCCCGGCCCUUAUCUCGUACGAGCUGCGCCGACAUGGGGGAAGAGGGCCACCUUGUUGCUCCCAGGAGCGCCCGUGAAGGCAUCGUCAUGGUGGACCUGCCGGCCGAGGUGGGCGUCAACGGGCAGGUGGCACACCCUGUCGUCACGCAUGCACCCGCGGUUUCUCCGUCCUCGACCUCGGCGUCGACGUCCUUCAGUAAUGCUGAGCAGGUGAAGCCUCCUGCCGCCACCCCAACACCCGCGCUGUGCUCGUCCUCGGCGCCGACGUCCUCCAGCUGCGACGAGCAGGUGGUAGCCCCCGCCCCCGCGGAGUUCCCAUCCUCGGUGUCGACGUCCUUCAACUACGGCGAGCAGGCGGCAACCCCCACCCCCGCGGACGUCUCAUCCUCGACGUCGACGUCCUCUAGCUGCGACGGGCAGGCGGCACCCCCGACCCCUGCGGAGGUCCCGUCCUCGGCGGCGACGUCCUUCGUCAUCGGUGGGCAGGAUGAAGCUCUUGUACCCGCGGUGGCCUUGGCCAAGAUCUCGGUAUCGACGUCGGCGUCUCCCAGCAGCGACGGAGGAAACGGAGACAGCCCGGACACCAUUCGGUGCGAGUCGACGAGGAGCAGUCCAGCUACCCGGAACAGGGUACUCACUUGGAGCCCGAGGGGAGACAUGAGCCUGAGUAGUAGUAGUAUUAGUGGCACCAGUAGCAGCAGAUCGUUGGAGGACUGUGGGACUAUCGAGGUGCACCCGGACACAAACUUUCGCGCAUAUGAGUCGACUGAAAGGGGUGGAGUGAGGAGACCGACUGUGAACAACUACUCCUCUGAGGACUUGUACGGUACUGGUGGUAAAAUCAAAAAUGGAGUUCCCCCAAGAAUGGAAGCUGGUGUUGACUACAUCAAUGCAGGACAAGAUGACCAAAUGGAAGUUUAUGGUUAUACACGAAGCUUCUGGCUUUCUUUCACUUCAUGGUUCUUUAUUGUGUUAACUUGUGGAUUGCUUCGUCUCUUCUUUCAUUGGACUCCACACUGGUGGUUGUAUGCCACUCAUAAACGCUGUGGACUUCAAGUUGCGCAGAAAGUCCUUAUUGUUGAAGAGUUUCAGAAAAAGCACAAGUGUUAUCACGUAAAGGAGGUCACCACCCACACCAAAAAUGAUUUUGAGAACUUUAAUAGUGAAAAAACUGGUGACAGAUGGGAUUCUCAAGCCCUCAAAGAAAUCAGGCAGGGAAACGUCCCCCUUACUAUUCAUACUUCUGGUGGGAUCUUUAAAGAAAUUGAUUGUCUGCGCAUGUUCCGGUGCAAAAAAAUGCGUUUUGUUUGGGACUGGGAGAAAAGUGAAUUUCAACAACUCCAUGGACUUGAUCAUCAAGUUUCCACUGCCACCCUUCACCAUCAGAAAGGAGUUUCCCUUCAAGAUCAAUUCUUGCGGCGCUUUGUCUAUGGAGACAACGAAAUAAAGAUUCCGUUGAAAAGCAUUCCCGAACUUCUAUUUCUGGAGGUUUUGAAUCCUUUCUAUAUCUUCCAGAUAUGCUCAUUCAUACUGUGGUUUUUGGAUAAUUAUUACUACUAUGCCAUUGCAAUCCUCAUAAUGUCAGUGUUUGGUGUCUCAAUGUCCAUAAUUCAAACUAGACGAAAUCUGUUAAAUCUUCAAAGCACAGUUCAUUCAUCAGAUGUUGUCUCUAUCAUUCAAGGGAGUAAUGGGGAAGUUGUGACUGUGCCCACAGAGCAUCUUGUUCCAGGAGAUGUGUUGGUUGUACCAUCUCGUGGUUGUAUUAUGCAUUGUGAUGCGGUUCUGCUCACUGGAACCUGCAUUGUCAAUGAAAGCAUGCUCACAGGGGAGAGUGUUCCAGUAACUAAAACAUCCUUACCAAAUGUGCAGUCAGUUAUGUUUGAUCAAAAAGAACACUCCCGGCACACUUUGUUCUGUGGAACCCAAAUCAUACAAACACGCUAUUUCGAUUCGGAAAAAGUAUUGGCAGUAGUUGUUCGUACUGGAUUCUCUACUUCUAAAGGCAGCUUGGUUCGGUCAAUCCUUUACCCUCCUCCAGUAGACUUUAAAUUUGAACAUGAUUCUUACAAAUUUGUCAAACUUCUAGCUGGCCUUGCUAGUUUGGGAUUUGUUUACACCAUCCUUACUAAAGUCUUGCGAGGGGUGAGUGUUAGAGAUAUUACUCUGGAAGCUUUAGACCUCAUCACAGUUGUUGUUCCACCUGCCCUACCUGCUGCAAUGACUGUUGGCAGCAUGUAUGCUCAAAACAGAUUAGGAAAAAAGGAUAUCUAUUGUAUAACACCAAGAUGUAUCAAUGUGUCUGGAUCAGUUGACUGUGUUUGCUUUGAUAAGACUGGUACCUUAACCGAGGAUGGGAUGGACAUGUGGGGUGUAGUACCAGUUCGAAACAAUCACUUUCAUAUUCCUGUGAAGGAAGUUGAUUCUUUAGAAGUUGAUGAUGAGCUGUGCCGAGCAAUGGUAACUUGCCACUCACUCACAAUUAUUGAUGGAAAACUUUCUGGUGAUCCUCUUGACCUAAAGAUGUUUGAAUCAACUACUUGGCUAUUAGAAGAACCUGAAAUUGAUGACAAUUCCAAGUUUGAUCUGAUUUUCCCCACUGUGGUGCGACCUCCUCCUAAUGUGGCAGACAAGGCUUCACUGGAGAUUGGAAUUGUCCGUCAAUUCCCAUUUUCGUCAAGUCUUCAAAGGAUGAGUGUCAUAACGCGUGUAUUGGGGGCCAGUAAAUUUACUGUCUACUGCAAAGGAUCACCGGAAAUGAUAAUGUCUCUUUCUCUCCCCAACACAGUUCCAACAGAGUUCCAUUCUGUACUAGAGGAAUAUACCCAGCAAGGCUAUAGAGUUCUUGCUGUCGGAUCUAAGACCCUUAGUGGUAGUUAUGUCAAAAUUCAAAGGAUGCAGAGGGAAGAUGUGGAAUGUGGAUUACAGUUCAUUGGUCUGGUGAUUAUGGAGAAUCGCUUGAAACCUGAGACAACAGGGGUCAUAAGGGAGCUACGCUCUGCUCAUAUUCGUACCAUAAUGGUUACUGGAGACAAUAUUCAAACAGCCAUGAGUGUAGCUAGAGAUUGUGGAAUGAUUCCUGCUUGUCGAUCCAUUAUUGUUGUACAUGGUGUAGCAGCUAUUGCUGGUCAGGCUCCUCAAAUCUGCUUUACUCAGUCUCAAGCAGAUGCUGCUAUUGCAAAUGGUGGUGGUGAUGCAAGUUACAUGACUAACUUAACAAAUAGCAACAGUUUACAAAGCCUAGCCACUAUUGAGUCAGGAUCAGUAGUUUUUAUUGAAGAUCCACCUCCAGGAAUCACGAGUCAGCAAUGCAAUGGUGAUGUGAAACUCAAUAUAUCCGGGAAAGACUACUGCUUUGCUGUUACUGGGAAGACUUGGUCCAUAAUCAAGAAUCAUUUUCCCGAGCUUAUUCCUAGAAUUGCCACUAGGGGAGCUGUAUUCGCUCGAAUGAGCCCUGAUCAGAAGCAACAGCUGGUUCAGGAACUGCAAGGCCUGGGAUAUUACGUUGCUAUGUGUGGUGAUGGAGCUAAUGAUUGUGGAGCUUUAAAAGCUGCCCAUACCGGAAUUUCAUUGUCAGAAGCUGAGUCAUCAGUUGCGUCUCCCUUCACAUCCAAAGUUGCCAACAUAUCCUGUGUACCCACUGUCAUCCGCGAGGGCCGUGCUGCCUUAGUUACAUCCUUUGGCAUUUUCAAGUAUAUGGCUGCCUAUAGCCUUUGCCAGUUUGUUUCGGUCAUGAUCUUAUACUCAAUUGACUCUAAUCUCACGGAUGUACAGUAUCUCUAUAUUGAUCUCUUCAUGAUAACAAUAUUUGCUUUCUUCUUUGGUCGAACUGAAGCUUUUGAUGGGCCUCUUGUCAAAACUCCACCUCUGUCAUCACUUAUAUCACUUUCUCCAGUACUUUCCUUACUUGCCCAAAUAGCUGUGGUGAUAGUUAUUCAAACUUUAAGUUUCUACCAUAUUCAGACUUAUGACUGGUUUGUCCCUUACAACGCUGCAACAACAAAAGAUGAAACAGUUGGAUGUUUCGAAAACUAUGCUAUAUUUGCCACAUCAAGUUUUCAAUACAUCAUACUUGCGGUUGUGUUCUCAAAAGGUCCACCAUAUCGUAAAGCAAUUUUUAACAACUAUGGUAUGUUACUAUCCUCCAUAGGAACCACAGCCCUCACUGUUUGGAUUGUGUUGGGUCCACCUGUAUGGGUACAGGAAAAAUUUGAAUUGAAGAUGCCUCUGGACAUCAGUUUUUCUUUCUUCAUGCUUGUGUAUGCUGGUAUCAAUUUUAUUCUGGCAUCUGUUCUUGAAACCUUUCUCAUUGAUCGUUUGGUUUCAAAAAAACUCAGGUACAGAUCCCACAACAUUGAAAAAUCACGUCGGAUGUACCUUGCUAUUGAAAGGGAAUUGUCUAAUGAUCAGACAUGGCCUUCCCUUUCACAUGAGCCUCCAACCAUUGAUCUCAGCAGUAAUUUGAAACAACCACCUCGCAGCCCUGCUACUAUUACUGAAAUUUCCUCAGACUUUUCCAAAUUGCAUGGGGAGGCCAAUCAUAUUUCCAGGCAGAGGCUUGCAAGUGUGUGUGGGGUUACUCUUAAUCCCAUUGCACUGAUUCAAGUACCUAAGCGACGUACUAUUAGCGAGUCUGAUAGGGUUAUUGGAAAUACGCAGGAAGUAGCAAACCAAGACUCUGAUUUCACAGGACAUUCUGAGACUGUGUCUUCUUCAUGGAAUCCUCUUACCUGUGAACGUCAAUUUUCAUGGCCUCCCUCUAAUGCUAAUGGAAGCUGCAAAGUGCUUUCUCCAUCAGCCAGCUUGAAGGAGGUUUCCAUCCAACCAGAUCAACAUCGCCGCAAUUCUAAUAGUAUUAUCCUUGAAAUGAGCAGCCUGCCAUCUUGAGGUUGGCCUCGGCGGCCCAGUGCCGCAACAAACUCUCUUACCCCUCAAUUUUUCUGCAUCAUGCUAAGAAAGAUUUGGGUUCUCUUUGGUCAGCUUUACCUCCAUAAUAAGAAAAUAUUUCUUCUAAAGUUUUAUCAUUUAGCAUUGGUCUCAAAUGUUUUGCCACCUAAACUACCUAUGUGCAUGUGUGGUAAAAGGAGUGAAGAAACUGAAGCUGUAAAGAACUUCAAAAGACAAUAUUUUACAAAAAAACAAGUAUAGCUUGUUAAUUUAAGUAGUCUGACUUAUUAAUUUUGCAAUAUUUGUAUGUCUGCUUGGUGCUACAAAUAGUGAAGAUAAUAUGCUUUAGUGUUACUCACUGAAAACUUCUAGAGUUAAAUUAAUAUUAAUGUGUUCAGUUUAUUUAGAAACUGAGACCCCUUAGUAUUAUUGUACCUCACUUGCCAUAUCAGGAAAAAGCAAGCAAGCAUUAUAGUCAACAAUCAACACCAAAAAUGUAUGAUUUCUGAAAAGAACAUUAUCUGUGAUUUCUCACGUGGUUUCAAUGAUUUACUGUAUUAAAGUCUACAGACUUCAAAACACCUGUUGAGCAUUUUAAAUGUGUACCAGCUGGGCUGGUAUUUAUGGAGCUGUAGAAGAUUAUUUCAAUAUUGUUUACUGUAUUAAGGUCUUCAGGGACUGUAGAUGCUUCUAUCUGUAAAACCCAUUUGCUUUGAAAAUGUUGCAUUAGUUUAUAUCGAUUUUUGUUUGUUAUGUUUGAUUUACUUAGGUCUUACUUAACUGUUUCAAACAUUCAGUGAAUGUUUACUGCCUUUGGUGUGUUUGCAUUUAGCGGAACCAUUGGAUAGCCUCAUUUUAUAAAGGUACAUUUAGUGUUGAUUUGAGUAUUUUUUUUACCUUUAUCAUGUAUACUAACUACAUACAGUUUUUCUUUUUUAUUCUUUUCUAUUAAUGGCCUGUUACUUUUAUUUGUUGUUGCUAUAUUGAGAGGAAAGCUCACUUCCAAACAACAGGAUUUUUUCAACUGUAACUUUUUUAAUGGCUCUCUACCUCAGUUCUUCUAUUUGGAGCAUUUUCUUACGUCACACAAAUAUUGCUUUAGCAUUUCUUUCAUGAGGAUGCCUGAAAUCAAAACAUAUUGGACGGUAUCAUUUCAUUUCUGUUAAGGGUCUAAAACCUCCAUAUUAUCACUGUGAAAUAUCUUUGAUUUGUUGGUGGUGCUUUAUAUCUAUCAUGUAUAUUAGUAGGUAUGUUCAAUCUUUUAAUGGUCAAUAGUCGUGAAAUAUAUUCAAUAACACAGUUACUAUGACAAAGCAAGGAAUAUGGUGAUGUCGGAAUGAUAUGUUGCUCUUAAUUUUAUGCUGUAGAUGGGUUGAAUGCCAUAUUGUGUGUAAACUGUUUAUUAUUUCAGUGCAUCAUUCAGGAACACAUUAAAAGACUGUCCAAUCUGACCUAAAUUUAGUAUGUUAAGUAUCUAAACUUGGUAUCAUUUUGAGUCAGUACUAACAAUUUAAGCAUCGAGAGUCAAUUCUGUCUUCUCUUGUAUCCCUGAUCCAUCUCCAAAAAAUUUCUUGUUGGCUUUCUCAUUCUAGUUUCAUGGUACAGCAUAACAUAUAGUAACAAUCAUUUUACCUUGUGAUGUUAUCUAUUGACUUACUUACUCAUAUAUCUGUUAAUGGCUGGAGUAGAUUGUGAUUUUCCUUUCAAUGUACUUAUUUUCUGUACUUUGUUCUUUUCCUUUUCACUUACGAUCGCUUUAGAUAGUUUUAUUUUGUUUUGCAAGUCAUAUCGAUUUUAGCUCUUUCAGUGUUAUUGUUCAGUAUUUGAUCGUAUGAAGUCAGUAAUUAAGUGAGUGUUAUGUAUCAUCCAUAUCCAAAGAAAUUUUUUUUAUCUUCAUGUUCUUAAUGUCAUCAAGUAUGUUGUUCUCUUUUAGAGGACAAUUUAUAAAACUUAUUGUUAAUCAAUUAAUAAUUUUGAGUUACCGGUCUAAAGUUAUAUAGUUGAUAGGACUUAGUACUGAAGGUACAUUUUACCCGGUACUUAUUUUUCACUAUUCAAAGAUGUUAAUUUUUAUAAGUUAUUAAAGAAAUUGACCACCAAUUAUGAUUUCAAAUUUUGUAUUCUAAUGUGUAAGUUUUGAAUUCUGUUGUUCCCUUGACUGGGAAAUGUAUAUCACUGCCAAUAUUGUUCAUCAUUCAUUUACUGUCUGAACUGACUUCUUAAAGCAUUUUAAUAGUUUGAUAAUAUCCUCUUAUUGUUCAAGCAGAUUGGUACUGCUCUUGAAAUUUUUAUGGAUUGAUUUCUUGUUAAAAAGACAACUUUUGUAUUACCGAAAGGGUGAGUGAGGCACCAAUCGUAAAAUGAGUUGCUUACAACUUGAAAUGUGGUGUGGCACAUUGUAUUAUAUUAUUGCUAUCCAGGUAGGUAUGACUAAAUUAUAAAUCACAAUUAAUUUUAGUAGUCAAUAUACUGAUCAAUGUAGUUUUUAUUGGUGAUGUAGACCACUUUUGAAUAUGUGAAAUGGAGGCUCAGUUUAGUCUUUUUUCCCCAUUGCACUUUUUUCUGGUCUCAGGAAACUUCAUGUUAACAGUCUCCUGUAUCAAGAAGCAAGUUCACUUCUAAGCUAAAACUUCUCUGGUGUCUGCCAUUGCCUAUUCCGUUUUGGCAAGUUCUAUUUAAGACUGAAGCCCCAGAUUUCCUACCUAUUGAACAUGUAACUUGCUCUAUUGAUUGUAUGGACAGGCCCAUGUACAAUUGGAGUACAUCCUUUAGAAAAAGAGGAUUAAAAAGUGUAACUGUGAUUUUGUCCAAUAAACGUUGAAGUACAUGCUUAA